Molecule: messenger RNA, 4320 nt
Organism: Adineta ricciae
Lineage: Eukaryota; Metazoa; Rotifera; Eurotatoria; Adinetida; Adinetidae
Source: the annotation of a GenBank genome assembly
AUGUCUUCCAGUGAAGAAUUACUUGAAUUAGUGAAAAAGCUAAAACGUGAACGAUCAUUUGUCUCUGCUGAACAAAAGCAUAUUCGAGAACAGUAUAUUCAACUUCUUAAACUUGCUGAAAACGUUCAACAUCGUCAAUGGAUAACAUGUCAUCAACGUUACAUUCUUUCCUCGUUGAUUUAUCCAAAUCGUAACGAUCAAAACAUUCAACCAAAAUCAUGCUUUCAACAUAUACAAAAUCUUGACAAUAUCACAUUUAUCGAUUCACAUAAAUAUUUCAACUAUUUACAAGAUUUACCGUAUCUACGCUUGUUAACAUAUCUAAGGCAACAGCCGAACCUGCUCGCAUUAUUAUUAGCACACGUAGAGAAGUGUGAAGGAAUAUUCAUAAAUACCAUUAUACCAAUAUUCAUCUCGGCUAUUUAUAAUCAAUGUUUGUACUAUGAUGACGAAUUGUACAUUCUUGAAUUACUUCGGUCAUUGAUUGAUAUACAACUGAGAAAUGAAUCAAAUCCAAGAAUUAUUCUACAACGAUCAUCAUGCUCAUUUAAAAUCGUCUUCGAUGCAUUUUUAACAGCAUCACAAUCUUGUAAACUUUUUUUAACAGCUGCUUUACAUGAGCCAAUUAUGCAAUUACUCAUUGAUGAUGAAUUUUUCUAUGAUAUCAAUCCUGAUAUAUCACUGAAUCGAUUUUCCAAACAAGAACGUUUAAAAAAAUUUGGUCAACCAGGUACGCGAGAUUAUCUUGAUAAAAUUCAAAAAUAUCGUUAUGUUAUCAUGAUGAAACUAUACACAUUUACUUGUACAUUUGUUGAAAGUUUACGUAAUGCCUUGCAUUUCUUUCCAACAGCACUAUCAUUUUUAAUCUCACAAAUGUUCAUCAUUUUAUCGAAAUCAAGUGAAUUAUCCUUACGAGAAAUACGGUGUCUAUGUUGUGAUAUAAUCAUGACGUUAUUUAUCGGACCAGCAAUAUGUGAACCGGAAAAACAUGGAAUCAUCGCUGAUAUACCAAUCAGUACCAUUGCGCGACAUAAUUUGAAUCAAAUUGCUAUUAUACUUCAAACGUUGGCAAUGUCAAAUGAUACAGAUCCGAAAACAAAAGACCUGUACAGUAAAUUCAAAGAGUCAGAGUCAUCUGUUUCUAACUGCGUGUCAAGUAUUUUGGACAGUUUAAUCGAUUCCAGUCGAAGUGUUAUGUUUCCAUUGCGUUCGACGACCAUGUCAACUAAUAACAUUAAUCGAAGUACGAUUUUAAUUACACAAAAACAACUCCGACAAUUGAUCACAUUCUGUCGUCGCGCUUCGACAGAAAUCAACGAUAACGAAUUAAAACAACAACUAGAAGGAUAUUUGAAAGCACUAAUGCCUUUAGAAGAGUGUGUCAAACCGGCGUACUUAUCACCGGUACCUAGCACUCCAGCUGUAAAUGAACAAUCUACAGAACAUAAUCAUCGGCAUCAUCGACGUGCCAAUGGAACACGAGAUUCGCAUACUCCCAAAGCCGAACGUGUGGAAAGCGUUCCUAGCUGUGAGGAGGUGAUUGUUUUCACUUUGGAAUCCUGCGAUAACGAAUGUCCUGGCAUGCUGCCCGAGGAAAAGGUUUUACAAGAAAACGAAAGAACGAAAUUGCUGAAAACAUCGAGUGCUACUGAAUUUGAUCCGUCAGCCACCGAAAAACGACUUCGUUUUCGUCUGAAUGAUAACUGUAGUGUUGGAAAUAUAAGUGAUAAUCUCGAAGGUUUGGAAGGCAUUAGUGAAGGUGCAGCGUCAACAGGAAACCUCAGCGUCACAUCAUCAUGUGAUGAUUUGGAUAAAGCAACAAAUGAAAUCGAAGGUGACCAACUAUUCGACAAUGGAUCUGUCAGUGGAAGAGCUACACCAAAUCUGUCCGGUCGGGAUACUCCGUCAUCUCAUAUCAGUCUCGACAGUAGCGAUCGACGGACAACAAGUACGAAUAACACGCAUUCGCAUACGCAUGAUAGUACUAUCAAUAGUCAAUCUGCAACAACGAAUAAUGUUCAUAAUCCCCUGAUUGCAUCAGCACAACGCGGACCUAUUUUACCCAUUGUAGUACAGAAACCAUUUCGCGAAGAUGUUUCCGAUAAAUUCAACUUAUUCGAUUUACCACAACAACAACGUCUCAAUACUGAAGCCGGCGAUGAGACACGUUCAACAAUAUCUGACAAUUGGUCAACCAUGAAUGCUGGAGUAUCAGAAAUCGAUGGACAAGAGCAAGCCGCAGCUAGAUUAAUUGAAAUCACCGAGGAACUACCCAUUGUUGAACAUCGUCGAAGUAAUGAUCUCCUCCUGCCUGAAGGUCAUGGACUAACCUUGAGCCAAAAUAACAAGCCGAUGGAUCAACAAUCAGAUUGUUGGAGUACGGAGGCAUUUGGAAGUGAUAGUGAAACACAUAGUGAAGAUGGUUCAAAUCUUCUACGUCUUGCUGGUAAUUACAGUGCAGCGUCAACACUGAAUAUCAACGAUCCUUUAGUACCAGCUAUCUCUAUGAAUGCAAAUUCAGCUACGCCAAUGGAAGAAUUAACUCGGCAACAAAACCGAUUGACUAUAUCUACAGAAUCAAAAUUAGCUGAUUCGGUCGACAUACUUAUGAUGAAAUCAUCACUGGAAAGUCUACCAUCUGUAUCAGACAGUGGUGUUUUGCUUGAUAGUGGAAGAUCUUCUCAACAAACUGCACCGUCUUUAAAAUCACCCACAGAAUCACAUUCAGUUCGGUUUCCCCUAAUAGAUCUAUCAAGUGAGACGCAGACUACCAAUAAUAACACGCUUGCCGCGCCUUAUGAACAAGUGGCAUCAUUGCCUACAGCACAGAAUGUCGGUUUACCGAACGUAGCAACAGCAAAUUCCACUACCAAAUCAUCGACGACAAGUAAAUCUAGUGAGAAGCGUUCAUCUAGUGCAAUAUCUGCCCUGCGUCGCCGACUCGCCGGAAGUAACAGUAGUUCGCACCGUCGCGAUCGUAAUAUUCCAGAAGACUACAACUCACAUCCAGAAGUAAACUCAACUGAAACAGUCUCGGCUGAUGAUAUUCUCGCCCGAUAUUCAAAUAAAGGAUCAACUAGUGUCGAUAAUGGAUCAAAAGUUACUCCUGCGGUGGAUGAACAUCACACAGAAACUAAUCUAGCCGAUACGUUCACUGAUACAAUUCCUUAUUAUGAUCCAACAAAUUUAGAAACCUGUCGAGCGUUCAUUGAUGCUAAAAAGAAACUACGAAUCGUUCUUGCAUCAGCUGAUACUGAUUCGAUUAAUUGUCUUAACUCACCCGUAAAUCUUGCACAAUACUUACCACAAACUCAACAACAAAACAAUGCCACAUUAUCAUCAGCGAAUCGUAAAUCAUCGAAUAAUUUGUUUCUUUUUCUCCGUUCUCAACUCUACGAGGCUAUCGCAUUGCAAGAUCGUGAUUUGCAAGCACAGUUGUAUGAAACUUUGCGUUCCGUUCAACAAUUUAAUGAAAAUGAAUGUAAAGAAAUAAUUCGUUCAAUGAUCGAUGAUUAUCGCUCCAGAUCAGUCUAUAUCGCUUAUUUGGUAAAAAAUAAUGAAAAUCUGUUGAAUAUCACCUACCAUCAAGAAAGAUUGCUCGUUCGAAUACAACGAGAUCAAGAUUUAUGCAAACAAAAUCUAAUCAACUAUCUGGUUAAGAUAUUUCUUGACAGCAAAGAACAUCUAUUACAAAAACUAAUCGAUAAAUUCUCACAUUUAUCUAUUGCUGAAGAAAAAAUGCAUCUGAUUGAAUUGUUUCUCGAAGAUUGUUGUCGAGAAAUUACUUCUGAUAUCAACUGGAAAACUGCAUCUCCUGAACAACUAACCAUGUCACAAACAUCGAUUGAACGCAUGGUUAUGGCGAAAAUCUACACAGCAGCAUUGUAUCCCAAUGGACAAAUUGAUGUUCAGCGCGAUCAAAUUUUCAGUGGUCACAUUCGAACUCUCGCUGAACAACUCGAUCCGAAUCAUCAAAAACUACGCAUACAAAAAGUAUGUCAAAGAGAAUGCCCAUGGCCAUCAGCUCAAGCUGAACUCCGUUUAAUCAAUGCCUAUAAAACCCCGCGAGAUAAAGUCGCAUGUGUACAACGAUGUAUACGUAUUAUACAAAAUCUAAUUCGUCUAGCGUCGAAUUCAGCUGCUGGUGCUGAUGAUACCAUUCCAAUUCUAAUCUAUGUUAUUGUCAAAGCUAAUCCACCUAAUCUUCUAUCAAUAAUGCAAUAUGUACAAGAUUUGUAUUCAUCACGUUUUACCGAUGAAGAAAGUUAUUACUGGACAAUGUUUGUAUCAGGUGUUAAAUUUAUCCAUGAGAUGAUUUGA